This is a messenger RNA of Rotaria socialis, 651 nucleotides long. The record is from the annotation of a GenBank genome assembly. NCBI's taxonomy places the organism in Eukaryota, Metazoa, Rotifera, Eurotatoria, Philodinida, Philodinidae.
AUGACGGUUCAGUUAUUUAUUGAAAAAUUUAUUCGCUCAAAAUCUCGUUUAAACGAUAGUAUUCUACGUUGGACAAAUUUUUCUGCGAUUCAAUUACGAUAUAUAAUUGAUUUCUAUGAAAUGUUUGAAGAAAUUGCAUUUGAUCAAGUCUUACGUGUUUACAUAAAGAAAGAACUUGCUGAAGAAGCAUUUAAUCCACAAGAUCGAAAACGAAUUAUUGAAGCAUUUUGUCGUGCAACAUUUGAAGAAAAUAAAAUUACUGAAAAACUCAAAUCAAUUGAUAUUUGGAUUGCAAUGCUCAAACGAUUGAUAGUACGUAUAUUGAAUGCAAACAUAAGUCUCGAUGUACCAUUACAAAUUUAUCUUGAACGAACGGAUUUAUGGAGUAAUGGUAUUAAUUACGAAGAUCUCGCGAUGUUUGAAGUCGAAGAUAUUAUUUUAUUACAACACACUUAUGUCAUUCUAACUGGUUUGGAAAAUAAGAAAAAAGCAGCCAAUCAAUCGCAACAGCCUGAGAUCAAAUCAAAAGUUCAAACGGGUGAAGGGCUACGAAAAAAAGUUAAUACAUGGUACACGCAAACGGCAACGGCAACAACCAGCACUAAAGAGAUUCGUGGCAAAAAGACAUCUGGAAACAAGGGCCAUUCAUAA